Messenger RNA from Capsella rubella, 3043 nucleotides. RefSeq names its product pre-mRNA-splicing factor SYF1. The record is from RefSeq and is a predicted model, not a curated record. Bases 124 to 2880 code for a protein of 918 amino acids. NCBI's taxonomy places the organism in Eukaryota, Viridiplantae, Streptophyta, Magnoliopsida, Brassicales, Brassicaceae. Gene Ontology annotation, molecular function: protein binding. The transcript is spliced from 4 exons. Gene Ontology annotation, cellular component: Prp19 complex; post-mRNA release spliceosomal complex; U2-type catalytic step 2 spliceosome. Gene Ontology annotation, biological process: generation of catalytic spliceosome for first transesterification step; mRNA splicing, via spliceosome.
AAAACACUUAUCGUUCUUUCCCCAAACCUAAAAUACCUUCACGCCGGUGAAACAAACCCUUCAUCGUCGCUGCGAGUCAGCAAAUCGCCGGUGAUUACUUCCUCACAGUGCCGCAGAUCUCAAAUGGCGAUUUCCAAAGAUCUCUAUCCUUCUCAGGAAGAUCUUCUUUACGAAGAAGAGAUAUUGAGGAAUCCGUUUAGUUUGAAGCUAUGGUGGAGGUACCUCAUUGCGAAAGCUGAGUCGCCGUUCAAGAAACGUUUCGUUAUCUACGAGAGAGCUUUGAAAGCUCUUCCUGGGAGUUAUAAAUUGUGGUAUGCUUAUCUUAGAGAACGGCUUGAUAUCGUUAGGAAUUUACCAGUUACUCAUCCUCAGUAUGAUUCUCUCAACAAUACUUUUGAGAGAGCUUUAGUUACUAUGCAUAAGAUGCCUAGGAUUUGGGUUAUGUAUCUUCAGACUCUUACGGUUCAGAGAUUGGUUACUCGGACUAGGAGAAAUUUUGACCGUGCGCUUUGUGCUUUGCCGGUUACUCAACAUGAUAGGAUUUGGGAACCGUAUCUUGUGUUUGUGAGUCAGGAUGGGAUUCCUAUUGAGACUUCACUUAGGGUUUAUAGGAGGUAUCUUAUGUAUGAUCCUAGUCAUAUUGAGGAGUUUAUUGAGUUUCUUGUGAAGUCAGAGCGUUGGCAAGAGUCUGCUGAGAGAUUGGCUUCUGUGUUGAAUGAUGAUAAGUUUUAUUCUAUUAAAGGGAAGACGAAGCAUAAACUGUGGAUGGAGUUGUGUGAGCUUCUUGUUCACCAUGCCAAUGUUAUUUCGGGUCUUAAUGUUGAUGCUAUUAUCAGAGGUGGUAUUAGGAAGUUUACAGAUGAAGUGGGAAUGCUGUGGACUUCUCUUGCGGAUUAUUAUAUCAGGAAGAAUUUGCUGGAGAAAGCUAGGGAUAUCUAUGAGGAGGGUAUGAUGAAAGUGGUUACUGUGAGAGAUUUCAGUGUUAUAUUUGAUGUUUACUCACGAUUUGAGGAAAGUACUGUUGCGAAAAGGAUGGAGAUGAUGAGUUCAAGUGAUGAAGAAGAUGAGAAUGAAGAGAAUGGUGUAGAGGACGAUGAUGAGGAUGUCCGUCUCAAUUUUAAUCUGUCGGUUAAAGAGCUGCAGAGGAAGAUACUGAAUGGGUUUUGGUUGAAUGAUGAUAAUGAUGUUGAUCUGAGAUUGGCUCGCUUGGAAGAACUGAUGGAAAGAAGGCCUGCACUGGCAAACAGUGUGCUCCUUAGGCAAAAUCCGCACAAUGUUGAACAGUGGCAUCGCAGAGUCAAAUUAUUUGAGGGAAACGCAGCAAAGCAGAUUCUCACAUACACAGAAGCAGUGAGGACUGUGGAUCCUAUGAAAGCUGUUGGGAAGCCUCACACAUUGUGGGUUGCUUUUGCCAAGUUGUAUGAAAACCAUAAAGACCUGGUCAAUACAAGAGUGAUUUUUGACAAAGCAGUCCAGGUAAACUACAAAACCGUAGAUCAUCUAGCCAGUGUGUGGUGUGAGUGGGCUGAGAUGGAGCUGAGACACAAGAAUUUCAAAGGAGCAUUAGAGCUGAUGAGGCGUGCUACAGCUGUACCGACUGUAGAAGUCAGACGGAGAGUCGCUGCUGAUGGCAAUGAACCUGUCCAGAUGAAGCUACAUAGAGCGUUGCGGCUUUGGUCCUUUUAUGUUGAUUUAGAGGAAAGUCUGGGGACUUUAGAAUCGACAAGAGCAGUCUAUGAGAAAAUAUUGGAUUUGAGAAUAGCUACACCUCAGAUUAUAUUGAAUUAUGCUUUCCUUCUUGAGGAAAAUAAGUACUUUGAAGAUGCGUUCAAGGUGUAUGAAAGAGGUGUCAAGAUAUUCAAGUAUCCUCAUGUGAAAGACAUAUGGGUAACUUAUCUUACAAAGUUUGUGAAAAGAUACGGGAAGACAAAGCUGGAGCGGGCAAGAGAGCUGUUUGAGCAUGCUGUUUCAAUGGCUCCAUCUGAUGUUGUCAGGACCUUAUACCUUCAGUAUGCUAAGCUAGAAGAGGAUUAUGGUUUGGCCAAGCGAGCCAUGAAGGUUUAUGAGGAAGCAACCAAAAAAGUUCCAGAAGUUCAGAAGCUUGAGAUGUAUGAGAUAUACAUUUCCCGUGCAGCAGAGAUAUUUGGUGUUCCCAGAACAAGGGAGAUAUAUGAGCAAGCAAUUGAAUCUGGGCUUCCACACAAGGAUGUGAAGAUCAUGUGCAUAAAAUUUGCAGAGCUGGAGAGAAGCUUGGGAGAAAUUGAUCGUGCUCGUGCACUCUACAAGUAUGCCUCUCAGUUUGCAGACCCAAGGUCCGACCCUGAGUUCUGGAACAAGUGGCAUGAGUUCGAAGUCCAACACGGAAAUGAGGAUACCUACAGAGAAAUGCUCCGUAUCAAGCGAAGUGUUUCUGCAAGCUACAGUCAGACUCAUUUCAUUCUACCAGAGAACAUGAUGCAAAAGGACAAGAUGGUAGAUGUGGAUGAGGCAAAAGAUGAGCUGAAGAAAGCAGGCUUACAAGAAGACGAGAUGGCUGCUCUAGAGAGGCAGCUUUUGACUACAACAACUACGAACACAGAUGCAAUGAAGGAUGGUGUAAGAAGACUUGGGUUUGUAAGCGCAGGAGUCAUCUCACAGUCUGGCGAGAAUGCGGGGAAACCAGUCACAGGGAACGGAGAAGACAUCGAACUUCCCGAUGAAAGUGAUGAUGAGUCUGAUGGGGAAGACCAAGUAGAGAUCGCUCAGAAAGAAGUCCCUGCUGCUGUUUUCGGAGGACUUGCCCGAAAGAGAGACGAAGACGUCGAAGAAAAUGGUCAAGACGGUCCAGCCCAGAAACUAGGUGCUCUAGAGAGGAUGAAGAGACAGAAGCUUACUCAGUGAACACAUUAGUGUUGUGCUUGUGAUUCUGGUUCUAAACUUAAUUGUAAAAUCCAGAAACAAGAACUUAGGGAGGAACUUUGUAUUCUGUUUUGUCUUAUUUCGACACUGUCUUGAAUUUUGAUUGUGCAUUCUCAAAUAGUUUUCUGCGAAUCAUUUCCUUUCA